Molecule: messenger RNA, 888 nt
Organism: Naegleria lovaniensis
Lineage: Eukaryota; Heterolobosea; Eutetramitea; Acrasida; Naegleriidae
Exons: 4
Coding region: 1-888 (295 amino acids)
Molecular function (GO): oxidoreductase activity
Source: RefSeq, a predicted model, not a curated record
AUGUCAUCAUCGGCCCACACUCAAAUCAUUGACUCGUAUUUUCUUCCAAGUGAUGUGUGUAUAAUUUCGGGAGCAUCCUCAGGCAUUGGAAAGAAGAUUGCAUUGGAAUUGUCAAAAUUUAAGACCAAUGUGAUAUUACUUGCAAGAACUAAAUCAUUAUUAGAACAAGUAUCUCAAGAGUGUCUUUCAUUGGGUGCAUCCUCAACACUUGUGGUCCCUUGUGACGUGAGUAAUGAAGAGCAAUGCAAAAAUGCCAUUCAAAUCAUUCACUCCAAAUACAAUGGUCGUUUAGAUAAAUUAUUUCUAUGUGCAGGUAUUAGUGGAAGUGUACCAUUUGAACACAUUCAAGACAUGUCCAUCUUUGAACAAAUGUUUAAAACCAAUGUGAUGGGAUAUAUCUAUCUUACUAAAUUCGCAUUACCAUUAUUGAAACAAUCAAAAUCGAAUCCACACAUUUGUGUCAUGAGUAGUAUGAGUGGAAUCAUUCCAAUUCCAAUGAGAACUGCUUAUUGUAUGUCAAAAUUUGCUGUUGAAGGAUUUUUUAGAACUUUGAGAACGGAAUUGAAAAAUACCAAUGAUACGAAACAUAUUUGUAUUACCUUAAUAUGUCCUGGAUGGGUGGAUACUGAGAUUCGAAAACAUCACGUGACUGAACAUCAAACCAAUUAUGAUAAUGGAUCCAAGAUGAUGAGCGUUGAAGAAUGUGUUGAACAAACAUUGAAAGCAGUGAGACAAAAGAAAUCAACUCUACGUUUCAAAACACUCUACAAUUGGUCUCCCAUCAUUUAUGAAUUGUAUCCAAAAUUUAUUGAAGAUUUAACUGUGAAAAAAACUGGAUUUACACAAUUGAUGGAAAACCACUCUCAAACAAGACAAUCCAAAUUGUAA